AUGGUAAACCAUCUGGUUGGAGGGAAUUUCACGAAAACGAAGAAUGGUGGGGUUGCGGUUUGUUGCCAGGAUCCUUCCAACAGUACAGUACAGUUUGUCGAUCACAACUUAAAAUGUGAUGGCCUAACAAAAUGUGCCUGGCAGUGUCAGCAAGAUCCUACCUGCUUAUCAUUCAAUUUCAUGCUCCAACAUUAUCAAAAUGCCUCUCUCAACCCUAUCACAAUUGAAUGCAACUUUUUCAUAAGCAAAUGUUACAGUGUCCUGCCGAUUCAUAGAUGCUCAUUUUUCCAAAAACAAAAUGUGCAAGUUUUCACUGAAGAUGAUAAAAAAGUUUCUUGCUCGUUACCUUACACCUCAAUUGGUGAAAUAAUCAACGAUUGCUUAAUCGGUUCAAGUUGUUUAAAUGGAAACGGAGCUAAGUCAGUAUGCACUGAAAACAAAUCAAUAAGUUCCACGCUUACUCGCAUUAAUUUGUUUGUCCCGAAUAUUCCAACGCCGAAUGUGACAGCUUACACUACAGCGGGAUGGCUGGUCAUACAUCAGGCCAAUGUUUCAUCCAAUGAAAGCUUCAACAAGAAUUGGAAUCAAUACAAAUAUGGAUUUGGAAACAUAGAAAAAGGCAACUACUGGCUGGGAAACGAGUACGUCAGUCAGCUGACAUGGAUGAUGCCCAACGUAACCUGGCGUCUGCACGUCAGCGUCCAAGCAUCUGCCAACAAGAAGUUCUACUCCACUGAGUACUGGAGGUUCAGAAUUAAGAGUGAGAAAGAAUUGUACGCCAUUGAACUGGCAGGCAAUGUGCCGAGAGAUGCUGGUGAUGCUUUCAGUUUCACUAGUUCAUCAACGUGGGCGACAAAUUUGAGAGCGUUUUCCACUCCUGACAAGGACAACGAUGAAUGGUCUGGUGGCAACUGUGCUGAUCAGAAUGGAUGGUGGUUCAACUGGUGUGGAGUCAGUGUGCUGACGAGCACUCCUCAAAGCUGGGGAACUGUGAAAAGUGCAACUGCAGCUGCUGAUUAUAAUGUUAUUUAUUCCACCAUGAUGAUUAUGAUCAAUUGA
Helobdella robusta is the source of this 1059-nucleotide messenger RNA. RefSeq lists its product as hypothetical. Bases 1 to 1059 code for a protein of 352 amino acids. The transcript has 6 exons. The record is from RefSeq and is a predicted model, not a curated record. NCBI's taxonomy places the organism in Eukaryota, Metazoa, Annelida, Clitellata, Rhynchobdellida, Glossiphoniidae.